Molecule: messenger RNA, 1665 nt
Organism: Arabidopsis arenosa
Lineage: Eukaryota; Viridiplantae; Streptophyta; Magnoliopsida; Brassicales; Brassicaceae
Source: the annotation of a GenBank genome assembly
ACAACAUUUCCACAUUUGUGGUGCUUUUCUCACUUUUGUCUAAAACCAAACAAAUCUCAAGCCGAAGUAGAAACCAAGAGAGAUGGUGAAGGAAACAGAGCUCAUCUUCGUUCCAGUUCCAUCCACAGGUCAUAUCCUCGUCCAUAUUGAAUUCGCCAAGCGUCUCAUCAAUCUCGACCAACGGAUCCACACAAUCACUAUCCUCAACUUGUCUUCACCCUCUUCUCCUCACGCCUCCGUCUUCGCCAGAUCUCUCAUCGCUUCACAGCCCAAAAUACGUCUCCACGACCUUCCCUCUACCCAAGAUCCUCCUCCAUUUGAUCUCUACCAAAGAGCUCCGGAAGCUUACAUCGUAAAGCUCAUCAAGAAAACUACUCCUCUGAUCAAAGACGCCGUCUCCAGCAUCGUCGAGUCGCGUCGUCGAGGAUCAGAUUCGGUUCGAGUCGCCGGUUUGGUUCUCGAUUUAUUCUGCAAUUCAUUGAUUGCUGAUGUUGGCAACGAGCUUAAUAUUCCUUCUUACAUAUUCCUCACGUGUAACGCUAGAUAUUUGGGGAUGAUGAAAUAUAUUCCAGAUCGGCAUCGGAAAAUCGCAUCUGAGUUCGAUUUGAGCUCCGGCGAUGAGGAAUUGCCGGUUCCAGGAUUCAUAAACGCUAUUCCGACGAAAUUUAUGCCGCCUGGAUUGUUCAACAAAGAAGCUUACGAGGCUUACGUCGAGCUAGCGCCGAGAUUCGCUGAUGCGAAGGGUAUUAUGGUAAAUUCCUUCGCCGAGCUUGAGCCACACCCGUUUGACUAUUUCUCUCACCUGGAGAACUUCCCUCCGGUUUACCCGGUCGGACCGAUUCUCAGCUUGAAAGAUCGAGCGAGUCCGAACGAAGAAGCAGCCGAUCGGGAUCAGAUCGUUGGGUGGCUCGAUGAUCAGCCAGAGUCAUCGGUGGUGUUCCUCUGUUUCGGGAGCAGAGGAAGCGUUGAUGAGACGCAGGUGAAGGAGAUAGCUCAAGCGUUGGAACUCGUCGGCUGCAGAUUUCUUUGGUCAAUUCGAACAAGCGGCGCCGCGGGGACGAGUCCUAACGAUGUGUUGCCGGAGGGGUUCAUGGGCCAAGUAGCGGGCCGAGGUUUGGUAUGUGGUUGGGCUCCACAAGUGGAAGUGUUGGCCCAUAAAGCAAUAGGAGGGUUCGUGUCUCACUGUGGUUGGAAUUCUACGCUUGAAAGCUUAUGGUUCGGCGUUCCUGUCGCCACGUGGCCGAUGUACGCAGAGCAACAGCUUAACGCUUUCACGUUGGUGAAAGAGCUUGGACUUGCGGUGGAUCUCCGGAUGGAUUACGUGUCGAAUCGUGGGGGUUUGGUGACUUGUGAUGAGAUAGCCAGAGCCGUCCGAUCGUUGAUGGACGGUGGGGAUGAGAAAAGGAAAAAGGUUAAGGAGAUGGCUGAUGCAGCGAGGAAGGCUUUGAUGGAUGAAGGAUCGUCGUCUUUGGCAACUGCUCGAUUCAUCGGAGAAUUGUUUGAAGAUGGUUCGUCGUGCUAAUGCAAAUGUUGGUGCAAUCAUUCAACAUGCUUAGUUAUUUGAUACCGAAAACAAAUUUGCUUAGUUAAUUAUAUCUGAUCCUGGAGAAUAUACUUGAAACUAUAUGUAUUUUUUCUUUUCACUAAUAAACUUAUAUGUUAAGU